AUGCAGCAGAUUCUUCAAUGGCUUUUUAAAGGGGCACAUGAACAAGAAAGAAAGAGCAACAACAACUUCAGUAUCCCUCCCAAAAGGGAAGAUACUAGUGAACAAAAUGCUAAAGGGAAAGAGGUAAAUCUACUAAAGCGUGAGAGAUCACAAAAAAGAGCAAGGGGAAACAAAUGGGGCACGCCUGGUUGCAAGAACUUUAAGAUAUUCGCUUUUCUAUAUAGAAAAGACAUUCCAAAAGCUUUCUUUUACAGCACUCUCAACAUAAAGAGGUUAAGAAGUUUUAAUAGAAGACAAUUUUUGUACUUCAUGAAGAUGAAGAAAGAAGAACCAUCCCGAGAUGUUGGGAGUACUAACAAGGCAGAUUCAGCUGGCCAUGUUGGAAACAAGGUUUUGCCCAUAAGUGAGGCACCAUUGUCAUCCUCAGCUGAAAGUAACGACCAAUGUGGUGAUUCCACAGACACUAAAGAUCAAACUAAGGGGGAUAAGAAAAAGCCAAUGUCAAGAAUGAAAGAGCUACUUAGAUGGGCUGCUUCUGCCAAAUCAGAGAAAGGAGGGAAAUUCAAUGGAAGAAAGGUUUUAAUGUUCAGAAGGCGUGGAAACCUGAAAGCAGUUCCAGAUGAUGAUCAAGGAUGCAGUGAGUCACCUAAGAUCAGCUUCAGAUGGGAUGUAGAAAGUUGCUCCACCACUUCCUCUGUCUACUCAGCUAUCUCAAUAGCUUCCUCAUCAAAAAUUGGACAAAACCAUAUUGCAACUUCCACUGUAUCCAUCCCUCCUGAACACACUGGCCUCAAUAGCACUACUAGAAGAGGAAACUGGAUCACAACAGACUCCGAAUAUAUAGAGGAUCAAGAGGCAUGGAAAAGAGAUGUAAUAUCAGUAAUCAAUGAUCUGAAUGUGCUAGAUGGUGAUCAAACAGAUCAAAUCCCAUGUGCAUGA
Sphenostylis stenocarpa is the source of this 939-nucleotide messenger RNA. The record is from the annotation of a GenBank genome assembly. Lineage: Eukaryota; Viridiplantae; Streptophyta; Magnoliopsida; Fabales; Fabaceae.